CACGAAGUAGGAGCAACGUAACCCACUUUUCUGCCGGCGAAAUCAGCGACCAAAAUACUUCAUUCUGUCACCAAAUUUCACGUGAAUACCGCUUCGAUCUAGGCCUUGGAACACCACGACAUCAUUUCUUCUAAACUCUGCGACUUUUUGAGCGGCAGACAUGUUUUAAUCGGAGGAAAUUGAUCAGAAUUGUGGUGGGUGUGGAAGUUGCGGGUACGGUGACAGAGCGGGGUAGUGGGAGCGGAGCUAGGUCGCUUUGCCGUCCGUGUGCUGCGGGGGAAAAGAACCGAUUGAAAGCCACACGCACGAGUUGAGAUUCAAGAUGGCGUUGCGUUUCUUGUCCUUCGUAUUAUUGGCCCUGACUGGACUCCUGUGUGGGGCAGCCGUCACAGACGAUCGUGAAGACCGGAUGUUUCACAACGAGUGGGCGGUGGAAGUACGAGGAGGGGAAAGGGUAGCCAGGGAAGUGGCGGACGAAUACGGUUUCACGUUUGUCAGAAAGAUUGGAACUUUGGAGAAUAUGUACAGAUUGGAGAAAGAUAACCAUCAUAGGAGGUCUAGGAGAGAGGCUGUGGAUGUUACAAGUCUGCUAAAGGAAGAUGCAAGGGUAUCUUGGGUUGAGCAACAAGAGACGCAUUACCACGAGAAGCGGGACACUGUGGCCGUUGCCCACGACAGAACCGGAGACGACUACGUGCCACCAUUCAACGAUCCAAGGUUCCCCGAUCAGUGGUACUUGCAUAAUGACGGCCAGAACGACGCGACGCCCGGUGUGGAUAUGAACCUUGCACCGGUCUGGAAACUCGGCAUCAUGGGACAGGGCGUGGUGGUGUCGGUCGUUGAUGACGGUGUCGACGGUACUCACCCAGACUUGAAGGCAAACUAUGACCCCGAUGCAUCGUGGGAUUUCAACGGUAAUGACUCGAACCCCCACCCCGACGACCGCAUUGAGAAGGGCGGGAAAAACAAUCAUGGCACACGCUGCGCUGGAGAAAUUGCCGCCGAGGCCGACAAUGGAAUAUGUGGCGUUGGCGCGGCACCAAAGGCUGGUAUUGGAGGCAUAAGAUUCCUGGAUGGUGACGUGACAGAUUCGAUGGAGGCCGACGCUCUGACGUACGCUAACCAACACAUCGACAUCUACAGCUGCUGCUGGGGACCAUCCGACAACGGCAAGACAAUGAGGGAACCGGGCAAACUAAUGACGGAAGCGUUGGCUCAGGGCUGUCGAGAGGGUCGUGGGGGUAAGGGGUCCAUCUAUAUGUGGGCCUCCGGUAACGGCGGCCAUAAUGACGACGAUUGCGGUGCCGACGCCUACGUAGGGAACAUCCACACCAUCUCGGUCGGUUCCAUUAACGACAAGGGGGAGUCUGUCUACUUCAUGGAGAGUUGCCCCUCCACCAUGGGCGUGAUUCUGUCCGGCGGUAUGAACGACCGGAGUACGAAGAGCGAAAUGAUGAAACGGCAGAACCUGGUGAUUACAACGGACAUUCAUGACAAGUGUAUCGAUACUUUCAUCGGGACAUCAAGUGCCGCACCGCUAGGGGCCGGCCUCAUGGCGUUGGUCCUGCAAGCAAAUCCAAACCUAACUUGGCGAGAUGUCCAGCAUGUCGUCGUCAACGGAGCGAACAUCCCCAAUACAGUGGAGUCGGGUUGGCACGUCAACGGCGCCGGUUUCCACGUCAACGAGAUGUUUGGCUUUGGCAUGCUGGAUGCCGGGAAGAUGGUGGAAUUGGCGUUGACAUGGCAGAACGUCGGGGAACAGAGGAUUUGCGAGGAGCCGGUACAUGAGAUCAACAAGUCCGUCCUUCAAGGAAUGGCUCACAGUGUCCAUCUCCGAGUCAACUGUCCCCAGAUCACUAAACUGGAACACGUCAAGGUCCGCAUAUCCUUCCAGGCGCGACGGCGUGGCGACGUCUCCCUGACACUCUCCUCCCCAUUUGGCACCCCCUCGGAGCUCCUCUCCCGACGGCGUAACGACAACUCCUCGGACGAGGUCAAGAAUUUCCCGUUCAUGUCCGUCAGGAACUGGGGGGAGAACCCAACGGGGACCUGGGUGUUUGAGUUGAUGCAUCACUUUACUCCGGCCGGCGUCCAGCCCAAGCCGAAGUGGCCGGACAUUCCCCGACAGCACGACAACGUGGUGGAUCUGAAGGAUAUUCAGCUGAUACUCUACGGGACUGGAGAUGACGACAGGAGUCCGAACACCAACGCCGUCAGCACCGAGCACACUGGUAAACUGGACAGCGAGGACGUGGUGGACAUCUUUAACGAUGAACAGAAGGCUAAUGAGGAGAUCGUCGUUGACUUAGAUGACCUCGCUGACGGAGUGAAACCGCCCCCUAACACCGCGCACAACCUGGAUAAACAUGAUAAGGACGUCAUCAACACGGGACAGUUCGACCAGGUUCUUCAGGACCCAGAGAUUCGCUCCCUCAUCCACGAAAUGUACGUCCACAAGAAGGCCGAGGCUCUGCGAAAACUUGCCGCCAAGCGCCUCCAGAAAGACAAGAGGUACCAGAGUCAGUGGCAGAGGUCACAUGAUAGGUCACAUGACCUGGAGGAAUCCAGUCGGGAGGCGCUAGAAGAAGUCUUGGAGGUUCUCCACGACGUCGGCAAACAGGACGAUUAAAGAAACUAUCAGGGGCCAUUCUCUUGGAGCCGCUAAGUACAGGAACUAUUUUCUUAGCGAAAACUGGUUACCGGGUAAAAUUGUGUUGGAUGUAUAUGGCAUGUGACUGGUUCCCAGCUCAUAUAUGCUUAGCAUACAAAUUCGAUAAGCAGUAUUUCUUGCUUUAACGGCUUCAUGCAGUCUAACCCUGGUUUUGAUCUUUGCAAACACAAAAACUAUCCAGGCUGAUACUUUUUUUACCAUUUCAGUUUUACAGGCUUUCAAGUAUUCCUAAUUGGCUCUUCCGC
Molecule: messenger RNA, 2916 nt
Organism: Patiria miniata (bat star)
Lineage: Eukaryota; Metazoa; Echinodermata; Asteroidea; Valvatida; Asterinidae
Product: PC3-like endoprotease variant B
Exons: 15
Coding region: 323-2629 (768 amino acids)
Biological process (GO): peptide hormone processing
Cellular component (GO): trans-Golgi network; Golgi membrane
Molecular function (GO): serine-type endopeptidase activity
Source: RefSeq, a predicted model, not a curated record